AUGGAAAAUCCGACCGUCGGCGCCACAACCACCGCGACGACGGCAGAAACCAUCAUCCACCACACAACCGCUUUCCUCUCCAAAGCAAUCGCCGACCCGGAGCUCCGGAACCACCUCCUGGCCCUCCUCCACGGCGGGGGCAGGACCCACUUCGCCGCCCGAUUCACCGCCGGCAGCAACCUCCUCAAGCCCCACAGCCUAGCGCUGGAGGCGGUGGAGAAGGCGAUCGCCGCCACGAACCUCUCCGUACAAUCCUCCUCCCUCGCCGUCGCCGAGAAGCUGCUACUCUGCUGCUCGACCACUCCUUUCUCGUCCUUCCUCCUCUCCCUGAUCUACUCUUUGGUCCACCAGCCGGCCAAAGCGGCCAGAGCCGUCCUCUGCCUCUUCCGCAUCAACCCUUCCGUCGCGCGGUCCAAAUUCGCCCCCGAUCUCUUCCAGGAGCUCUUCCUCGUCCACCUCCUCCCCGCUCUGCGGUGGUUCGAGGAACAGAGGACCCGGAUUCUGUCGAAUUCGGAGGCCCCGCCGACAACGAAGGUGCUGUCGAGGAUGAACGGAGGGCAGACGAGGGAAUUGAAGGAAUUGGAGGGCAUUUACGAGCAGGUUCUCGAUGAGAAUUGCAGAGUUUUUGCUGAGUACUUCAUCAAUGAGGUUUUGAGCGAUGGCUCGGUGGCGGAAGUGGGGCCGCCGCCGGCGGUGGUUUUGGGGAGAGGCGAGGCAGGGGAGUUCGCCAUCGCGGGAUUUGGACGGUAUAAUCCGAUACCAAAAGAAGAAGACGCAGCCAGUACAUCUUCAGAACUCUGCAGUCCAUUUGGCAGCAGCAGCCCUUCCUCCACUCCCAAUUCCAGCAGUCACCACCCGCCGCCGGCAACCUCUUCUCCGGCGAAAGAAGCAGUAUCCCCUGCUCCUUCCAACUCCGACGCCGACGACAUCACUUCUUCAUCUUCUUCUUCUUCCACCGCUUCUACUUCUUCAUCAGUAUCUACUCCACCCUCUUCUUCCUUAUCCACGGAAAAGAACAAACGAGUCGCAUCGGUGCAGCCUCUGCCAUAUCCCCUGCCUCGCAGCAACAAACAAACUCGGUCUUCAAUGGCGGGUUUCGACAGUCUGCAGCUGAGCACUACUUAUAAGCCUUCUCCUCCGCCAAAGGACUUUGUAUGCCCAAUAACAAACAACAUCUUCACCGACCCAGUCACCAUCGAGACCGGCCAGACCUACGAGCGGAAAUCGAUUCAAGAAUGGCUGGAUCGAGGGAACUCGAGCUGCCCAAUCACCCGCCAGAAACUUACCAGCACUCUGCUCCCCAAAACCAACUACGUCCUCAAGCGCCUAAUCGCCGCCUGGCUCGAACAAAACCCUACCUCUUCUUCCCCUCCAAUCGAAACCCCUCCCCGCCGCCGGAAAUCCGCAGCCGCCGUCGGAGAGCCCACCUCCACUCCGUCGUUGUCUCCCAACAGCGUCAUCGUCGCCGCAGCGGCCGUGGACGGCUCUGUUUCUGAAUUACGCCACGCGAUAAACAACCUCUGUAUGUCGGAGAUCCUCGACGAAUCGGAGGCGGCGGUUCUGACCAUCGAGAGGUUCUGGCAGGAGGAGGUGAAAAAGAUUAAGAAUCAGAAUCGAGGAGGGAUUGAUGUGCAGAGCGUGCUGUCACGCCCCGCCGUCGUGAGCGGGUUCGUCGAGAUUCUGUUCAAUUCCGACGAUCCGGCGGUUCUGAGAGCGGCCGUCUUCCUGUUGUCCGAAUUGGGGGCGAGGGAUGGGUCGGUGGUCCAGACCUUGACCAGGGUUGACUCCGACGUUGACUGCAUCCUCGCCCUGUUCAAGAACGGGCUGCUGGAGGCUGUGGUGUUGAUUUACUAUCUCUUGAGGGGUUCUUCUUCUCCCGAGGAAUUGAUGGAGAUGGACAUGGUGGAAUCUCUGAUGGCGGUGUUGGAGAGGAAGGAGAGUGAAAUGGUGGAGAUGUGUAUGAAGCCCAGAAGCGCUGCGGUGGUUUUGUUGGGGCGGAUGAUGGCGAGUGGCGAGGGGAGCGCUGUGGAGGCCGCCAUUGUUGAGGGUAUUGUGAAGGAGGGCGAUGAUGUUGUGGCGGCCAUUGUUGUAAGCUUGGAAUCCGAAUGGGACGAGGAGAGGGUUUCGGCGGUUGGGAUGCUGCUGAAAGUUAUGAAGGAAGAUGGGAGGUGUAGGAACACCGUUGCUGAUAAAGCUGAGCUUGCUCCUGUGUUGGAGAGCUUCACUGGCGGUGGUGAUGGUGAGAAGUUUGAGAUCAUUUGUUUCCUCUCCGAAUUAGUGAAACUCAACAGAACGACAUACAACGAGCAAGUUCUUCACAUAAUCAAGGAUGAAGGGACUUUCAGCACGAUGCAUACUUUCCUCAACUAUUUGCAGACUGCUCCUGUGGAUCAAUCUCCUGUCUUGGCUGGCCUUCUUCUUCAACUUGAUCUUCUGGCUGAGCCGAGAAAGAUGAGCAUGUAUAGAGAAGAGGCAAUAGAUACCUUCAUCUCAUGCCUCAAGAACUCGGAAUUCCCAGCUGCUCAAGUUGUUGCUGCAAAGACCAUUGCGUCGUUGCCAGGGAGGUUUAAUGUAUCUGGGAAGUCACUUACAAGAGCAUUUCUACUGAAAUGCGCUGGAGUUGAGAAGAGUUAUCGAAUCCUUACGCAGAAUGAGCACCAGCAGGCUGGGGAGCUUUAUGGACAAACAGCCGAGAUAGAAGAGAGGGCAGCUGAAGUAUGGGACAUGAAGAUGGCAUCUGCAUUAGUGAGCCACGAGUUUGGAGCAAUCUUCGAGGUGCUGGCGGAAGGGAUGAAGAGCAGGAACUCAGAAUUGCAAUCUGCUUGUUUUGUUUCAGCUGUAUGGCUGGUGCACAUGCUUGGCAUUCUUCCCGACACGGGGAUUCGAGGUGCUGCUAGAGUCUGCUUGCUCGACCAGUUCGUGGCGAUUUUCAAGUCGGCAAAGGAUAAUGAGGAUCAAGUCCUGGCAUUGCUAGCUCUCAAGAGCUUCCUCAAUGAUCCUGAGGGGCUACAAGAUUUAAAUAACAACAUGAAAGAUGUAAAGAAAGGUCUGAGAGAGCUGAGGAAGUCUUGUCCAUUGGCAGUUGAAGUUCUUAAGGAUCUCUCAGAGGGAAAAGAUAACAGUGCUGAAUUAUGGAACCACAAAGAACUAGUUCAGGUUGAUUGCUGUGAGAAUGGAGAGGUGCUUUCCAUUGCCUGCUUCAAGGACAAGAUCAUUUCAGGCCACUCAGAUGGAACUAUGAAGGUAUGGACCGGUAAGGGCAGCAUCCUUCACCUUAUCCAGGAAAUCAGAGAGCACACAAAGGGAGUCAGUAGCUUGGUGGUUCUGCAAUCAGGAAACAAGCUAUAUAGUGGCUCACUUGACAGAACUACCAGAGUCUGGUCCAUAGUGGGUGACACGUUGCAUUGUAUGAAAGUUCAUGAUAUGAAAGACCCGGUUCAUAAUCUGGUGGUAGCCAACUCCAUUGCUUGCUUCAUCCCUGCAGGGACCGGUAUCAAGGUUCAUUCCUGGAGCGGCAGGUCCAACUUGCUGAACUCAGGGCGAUAUGUCAAGUGCCUCUCUCUGGUUCAGGGGAAGCUUUACUGCGGCUGCCACGACAGCAGCAUUCAGGAAAUCGAUUUGGCAACAGAAACAGUAUCAUUCAUUCAAAGUGGAUCCAGGAAGCUAAUAAGCAAAGCAAGUCCUGUACAUGCGCUAGAGGUUCGAGACGGGCUCAUAUAUUCAGCCGUUUCGCCAUUGGACGGAGCAGCUGUUAAGAUAUGGAGUGCUUCAAAUCAUGGUCAAGUAGGUUCAUUGGCAACAACGAUGGAAGUAAGGGCCAUGGCUGUAAGUUCAGAGCUGAUAUAUUUGGGGAGCAGAGUUGGGACGAUAGAGAUUUGGGAUCGAAAGAAGCACAUCAGAGUAGAGACCAUACAAGCUUGCACCAACAGUAAAUUAAUUUCCAUGGCUGUAGAUGGUAAUGAAGAUAUACUGGUUGCUGGGACUUCAGAUGGAUGGAUUCAGGCAUGGGAAGUGAGCUAA
Messenger RNA from Linum trigynum, 4020 nucleotides. NCBI's taxonomy places the organism in Eukaryota, Viridiplantae, Streptophyta, Magnoliopsida, Malpighiales, Linaceae. The record is from the annotation of a GenBank genome assembly.